Hibiscus syriacus is the source of this 1342-nucleotide messenger RNA. Its product is annotated as F-box protein At1g67340-like. NCBI's taxonomy places the organism in Eukaryota, Viridiplantae, Streptophyta, Magnoliopsida, Malvales, Malvaceae. The record is from RefSeq and is a predicted model, not a curated record. The transcript has 3 exons. Gene Ontology annotation, molecular function: protein binding. Bases 108 to 1283 code for a protein of 391 amino acids.
GAGCCGCUAAGGGGGGCAAGAAAAAAGUUCGAGAAAGUAAAAGGCGGACGAUGAGUGCACAGAUUUUGUGAUCAUUUUGGGUUUAGAUUAAUUUUCUAGAGAGAAAAAUGAGAACGAGGAGAUGGCUUUGUUACCCCACAACCGAUGUUUGUUUAGAGAAGAUAGAUGUUCAAAUUUUGGGUUUCGCCGGAGAUAAUAUGGGUUGCCGGAAACGGCGAAGAUUUUCGCCGGAUAUUGGCGGAAAGAGAGACUUUUUUGAAGCUUUGCCCGACGAUCUUGUCAUUUCUAUUCUCUCAAAACUAAGCUCCACCGCCCGUUGCCCUUCCGAUUUCGCCAACGCUUUGAUUAUAUGCAAGAGAUUUAAUAGUUUAGCGCUUCAUCCUCUCGUAUUAUCCAAAGCCUCUCCAAAAAUGUUUGCGGUUAAUGCUAGAAACUGGUCCGACUCAGCUCAGAGGUUCUUGAAGAAAUGCGCUGAUGCUGGAAAUUUUGAAGCUUGCUAUACACUCGGCAUGAUUCUUUUUUACUGUUUGGAAAAUCGAGGAGGUGGGGCCUCUCUUAUGGCUAAGGCGGCGAUGAGCUCCCACGCACCGGCGCUUUACUCCUUAGCUGUGAUUAAGUUCAACGGAAGCGGCGGUUCCAAGAACGACAAGGAUCUUAGUGCCGGUGUGGCUUUGUGUGCUCGAGCAGCUUUUCUUGGCCACAUCGACGCCCUCCGUGAGCUCGGUCACUGCCUUCAAGACGGAUAUGGCGUCCGGCGAAACGUCAUCGAGGGCCGUCGGUUUCUUGUCCAAGCCAACGCCCGAGAACUAGCGGCUAUUUUAUCAUCUGCGGCGGCUUCUUCUAACAAAUUUACGUGCUCUUGGCUCAAAUGGAGCCCACACCUCAUCCCGCACCCUAACCUUAACCUGAACCACCAUCAUCCGACUGUGCCGGGUUGCCCGUUGCUUAGCGAUUUCGGAUGCAAUGUGCCGGCUCCGGAGGCGCAUCCGGCUAACAAGUUCUUAGUCGAAUGGUUCGGCUCUCGGGGCGGGGUACCCGGCCCGGAAUUGAGACUAUGCUCCCACGUCGAGUGCGGGAGACCGGAGAUAAGAAAACACGAGUUCCGGAGGUGUUCCGUUUGCGGGGCUGUGAAUUACUGCUCACGCGCUUGCCAGGCUCUAGACUGGAAGCUCCGCCACAAAGCAGAGUGCGCACCGGUGGACCAUUGGCUCGAUGAAGAAGGCGAUGGUGGCGAGGGAAACGAAGCGGUAAAUGGGAUCGAUGAAGUCGUCUCAGAAAGUUAAAAAACAAUAAAGGCUCACGGUAAUUUAUUAUUUAGUUUUAACUUUUCAAGGCCACGAGA